Brassicogethes aeneus is the source of this 1860-nucleotide messenger RNA. NCBI's taxonomy places the organism in Eukaryota, Metazoa, Arthropoda, Insecta, Coleoptera, Nitidulidae. The record is from the annotation of a GenBank genome assembly.
CGGCACCAUUGGCCAAGAAGUGGGUUAGUUCUUCGGCGACGACUUGCAGCACAUCGCUUACAUAGUGCAUGCAGCUUCUGCCAAAGCACAGACCUUCACAAGACAGCGCUCGAACGGUUCCGUACUCUCUAGUGUCCAUCAAGCUCCCAAGGACGCAACGCGGUGCUUUAGGCGAAGAAAAAAAAUCGCGCGGAUAUUUUUCGAUUUCGAAUUAAAAUGCGUGUGCUCGUAUUAUUCGCUAUGCUGUGCGUGGCAGUGCAAGUUGACUCUCAGUAUUGGAACAAUCCGCAGGAGUUCCUCUCGACGUGGUUCCGACAAGGCAAAACUGGGAACUUAACGUCCGAAAAACCGACCACCACCAUUCUCACCACCACGCCACUGCAAACCACCACCCAAGCUCAGACGGUCACCAUGACUAAAACCACCCCUAGUUGGACUACGGUACCCCUAACAACGCAACAACAAGCUUCCACCACCACAAAAACAACCACACAACAAAAAGCUAAUAUCACUACCACUAGCAGUACUACCACUGAGGCUGUAACUGUGCCGGAAACAACCACCCAUGAGAGCACUGGUACCACCGAGGAACCCAGAGAUAAUCACAGAACCCACGAUUUUUAUUUGAGCAAGCGCGAGAAGCCCCAGGUUAAAAUUGCCACGAACAUAAGUCAGAACCUGCUGCCUCUUCCUGCCGGAGCUAGUGCCGCACUUGUCAAACCCACUAAAUACCACUACUAUCCGCACAAUCAGCACAUAUAUCUUCUACCAGAGUGUGCCAUUCAGCAGGUGUGUAAUGCCGUCUACGUGAGACUGAACUGGACUCAGCCCCUGUGCGCCUGCCCCUCGAGAUACAGGGACCCCUGCUCUGCAUCCCUAAACUCCGAUGAUCAACAUACUACGGAACUCAUGACCGAUAAAAAAUCCAAGAAAGCUCUGACACUGGUGAAAACCUGCGAGCCCACAGCUGAAAUGAGGGUUUGUCGUUCCCCACGCGAUUGGUCACUUUUGGCUCUGCAAAACAUCAGGACUGGAAAGUCCCAUUAUCUGGUAAUCUGCCGAUGCCCCGACAGCAGUGUCCUAGAGGGACCGAUGUCACACGAUCAGCCGACAUACGCCAGCGUGCCCGGAAUUCGAGUUUACGGUAUGAUGUGUGUGGAUGGUAAACGUAGAGGUCGUCCGCUGAGAAAAUCGAGGGCGUCGUUGGAAAAUCCGCCGUUUCCAUGGAAACAAGCGGCCGAACUGGCCGAGUCCGUAUUGUGGGAUUAAACGAUUGUGAUGUUUUGGUUGUUUGAAACAAAUAGCCAAUAAAACGUAUAACCGAAUUUAUUUAUCAAUAUUUAUAAGUAUGCGUAUUAUGUAUCAUAGAUUUAAGGUUAUUUAAAAGUGCGGCUUAAACGAGAUUGUAAUGUUUUUGCUAUAGUUAGAUAAAUUGUUUAGCGUUAAUAUUUAUUUAUUUAAGUUGAUUUCGGCGCCACAUUUAAAACUGACGUAUUACUUAUAAUUUUAACCUACCGCUAAAGUUACAAGUAAUAAAUAAAAAUCAUUAUUUAUUCACAACACAGUAUUUAUUUAUUCAUUUCUAUAUUCCGACUAAAUCCAAUUAAGGAAAUACUUUUAAAUGUGGCUAAAUAUUGGGUAUCAUUCACACAACUUCCCGUUUAUAAAGGCUUGGGUGCUAUCUUUAUUUAUUUUAACCACCAUAACAAUAAGUUAUUUUAGAAUUUUACGAAAUGUGCUUAAUUUUAGUUACUUUUGUAUAUAAAGCUUAUUUAAUAAAUUAUCAAAUAAACUACUGGUAUUUUUUCAAUCAACCUCUAAAUGUAUAUUUUUACUAAUUAUAUUUAUAUGUAUAAGAAG